Molecule: messenger RNA, 1636 nt
Organism: Nelumbo nucifera (sacred lotus)
Lineage: Eukaryota; Viridiplantae; Streptophyta; Magnoliopsida; Proteales; Nelumbonaceae
Gene: FNR1
Product: ferredoxin-NADP[+]-oxidoreductase 1
Molecular function (GO): oxidoreductase activity
Source: RefSeq, a predicted model, not a curated record
GGGUAGUUCGUAUUAGGGGCCGAAGACUUAUCCUCACAGAAUCCGACUCCCUCCAACAAUAACCACCACUGCAUUGCCCUUCCAUUCUCCUCCACCCACUCCAAAUCCUAACCCUUUUUCUCGCUCCUCUCCCCCCCAUCUUCUCCUCCUCUUUCUUUUCCUCGUCAAACCUCUCAACCACAUUUACUUUCGUUCACUUUUUCUUCUCCACCGAAAUCAUGGCUUCUGCUUCUGCUGCACUGACUGCUGCAGUCUCUCUGCCAUCCUCCAAGUCAUCUCCUCUUCCCACCAGAACAUCUAUAACCUCUCUGGAGAGAAUCGGCUUCAGCAAGACUUGUUUGUACUAUAGGAAUGUCUCUAUUCGUGGGAGAGUGGUUUCUAUCAGAGCUCAGGUCACCACUGAGGCACCGGCUAAGGUAGAGAAGAUUUCCAAAAAGAAUGAAGAAGAUGUGGUUGUUAACAAGUUCAAGCCCAAGAACCCAUACACUGGUAGAUGCCUUCUCAACACCAAGAUCACCGGCGAUGAUGCUCCCGGAGAAACUUGGCACAUGGUCUUCAGCACUGAAGGGGAAGUCCCAUACAGAGAAGGGCAAUCUAUUGGAGUAAUUCCGGAUGGCGUUGACAAGAACGGAAAGCCCCACAAGCUGAGGCUGUACUCGAUUGCCAGCAGCGCUCUUGGGGACUUCGGAGACUCCAAGACCGUCUCUCUGUGUGUCAAGCGACUUGUUUAUACCAAUGAACAAGGGGAAAUAGUUAAAGGAGUUUGCUCAAAUUUCCUAUGUGAUUUGAAACCUGGAGCUGAAGUGAAGAUUACAGGACCUGUUGGGAAAGAAAUGCUUAUGCCAAAAGAUCCUAAUGCCACAAUCAUAAUGCUUGCAACAGGAACAGGAAUUGCUCCUUUUCGUUCAUUCUUGUGGAAAAUGUUCUUUGAGAAGCAUGAAGACUACAAGUUCAACGGAUUGGCAUGGCUCUUUUUGGGUGUUCCAACAAGUAGUUCAUUGCUCUACAAGGAGGAAUUUGAGAAAAUGAAAGAGAAAGCACCCAACAACUUCAGGCUUGACUUUGCUGUGAGCAGAGAACAAACAAAUGAAAAAGGUGAGAAGAUGUACAUUCAAACCCGAAUGGCCCAGUACGCAGAGGAGCUAUGGGAGUUACUCAAGAAAGACAACACCUAUAUCUAUAUGUGUGGACUGAAGGGAAUGGAGAAGGGAAUUGAUGACAUAAUGGUGUCUUUAGCUGCAAAGGAUGGAAUUGAUUGGGCCGAGUACAAGAAGCAGUUGAAGAAGGGAGAGCAGUGGAAUGUGGAAGUAUAUUGAAGCUUGCUUCUUUAUGGAAGCGCUUUUAUCUGCAGAAGCCAUCCUGCCAUGCUCCCCUGUGUGCUAUGUAGAUAGGUAACAUUGUAAUUUGUUUUAAUUUUCUUAUAAAGCAGUUCUAUUGCUGUGGCUCCUGCAAAAGUUGGAACAAAGAGCGAAUAUCUACCAACCAUACAGUGUAGUGGGAAGUAACUUCAACCUCUUGUAAGCAUUUUUCAACUUCAUUUGUUGAUAUCAAUCCCAAUUUUCAUGCAGCAAACAUGAGUAUGUUUCAAUAUGGAUUACAUUUUGGACAGUAGAACUAGCAUAAUUUGGCUCCAUCA